Fomitopsis serialis is the source of this 1434-nucleotide messenger RNA. RefSeq names its product nucleotide-diphospho-sugar transferase. Lineage: Eukaryota; Fungi; Basidiomycota; Agaricomycetes; Polyporales; Fomitopsidaceae. The transcript has 2 exons. The record is from RefSeq and is a predicted model, not a curated record. Gene Ontology annotation, molecular function: glycosyltransferase activity. The coding region runs from base 172 to 1284 and encodes 370 amino acids.
GUAAGAGAUGAGUUAAGCGCAGGCGGUGCAGUAGCCGAGCGGAUACUUGACCCCGCGCCAUCACCGCAACAGCGCGCCUGCCCAGCGUAGGUUGAUGCUGCGCAAAACGUACCAUACAUCUCCAAGACCUCCAUGUUCCCCCUCCACUAGACUGUCUUUGACGAGCUCUUCAUGUCCUACUUCUCGCGGUACAGAGAGUACACGCCUCUCUGGUCAGACACGUCAAAACCGACCCCGCGCCGGUAUAUUUUCAUAGCGCUUGCGCUUCUCGCGGGCUCCGCGGUUCUCAAUGUCGUAUUGUACAACAAGCUUUCGCACAGGUGGCAAGUGCCGCUCGAUAAUUAUCAGGAAAUAAAUGUACAACCAAUCUUAGACUCAAGAGUCACCGACUCGUUGAGCCAACCUAAUCCCAAGGAGAACGUCAUUGUCACGAGCCUGUACACCGACUCCUACGCCACCGCAAUCGCUACGCUCGGCCAUUCCCUCAACAGAGUAAACAGCACGGCGGGCCGCCUUCUAUUCUAUCUCCCCGAGAAGAUAUCCCCCCGCGCACUCUGCAUAGCCACCACGACCGGCUUCAUCCCACACCCCAUCUCGCGCAUCCCGCCACCGCGCGGCGGAAAGGGCGUCUUUUGGAAGUUCAUGGACCAGUACUCCAAACUCAACAUCUGGACGCUCUCCGACUCGGGCGUCAAGGCCGCCGUCUACCUCGACGCGGACACGCUCGUGCUCCGCAACUUCGAUGAGCUCUUCAGCCUCCCGUACAACUUCGCGGCCGUCCCGGACGUCUACGUCGACGGCCAGGGCUGGUCGCUCAGCUUCAACGCGGGCGUGCUCUACCUCCGGCCCUCGCGCGACGUCUUCGAGGACAUGCUCGCGAAGAUCGCCACCGCGUCGUACAACAUGCACGAGGCGGAGCAGUCCUUCCUCAACCACUACUACGGCGCGGAGGCGGUGCGCCUGCCCUACGCGUACAACGCGAACCUCGCGAUCAAGAGCCGCAAGCCGGAGGUGUGGGCGGACGUCAAGCGCGAGGCGCGCAUCGUGCACUACACGCUCGUGAAGCCGUUCCUCGCGGAGGAGGACAACUCGGGCAAGGCCGUCGUCGAGAUGCGCAAGAUCGAGGCGAACGCGCAGAACAAGAUGGGCCAGUACGGCGGGCUGUUCAGGGAGGAGAUGCAGGAAUGGGUCGACGUGUGGCGGGACACCCGGCAGACGUUUGCGGAUGCGUUUCUGGAGUGCAGCAGCCACAGUGCAACGCCUCCGAGCCCCGAACCGUCGUGAAACCACCGUGUCUGUCAUGUCCGAUCCGUCUGUUUGACCUUAGCCUACUCUGUUGAUCUCACACCGCAUCCGUCGUUAUUCAGAGCUUGAUGUACAGUAGAGCAACUAUCUUAUUUGAUCUCGCGCUUUAUGAUUUGCUCCCGGUCCUUC